Molecule: messenger RNA, 309 nt
Organism: Phaethon lepturus (White-tailed tropicbird)
Lineage: Eukaryota; Metazoa; Chordata; Aves; Phaethontiformes; Phaethontidae
Product: ras-related protein Rab-5C-like
Biological process (GO): endocytosis; intracellular protein transport; regulation of endocytosis
Cellular component (GO): endomembrane system; endocytic vesicle; early endosome
Molecular function (GO): GTP binding; GTPase activity
Source: RefSeq, a predicted model, not a curated record
AUGUCAGGUCGAGGUGGAGCUGCUCGACCGAAUGGACCAGCUGCUGGAAACAAAAUUUGCCAGUUUAAACUUGUUCUCUUGGGAGAGUCAGCAGUGGGGAAGUCCAGCCUUGUUCUGCGCUUUGUGAAGGGCCAGUUCCACGAGUACCAGGAGAGCACCAUCGGUGCGGCGUUCCUUACACAGUCUGUCUGCCUGGACGACACAACGGAGAUCGGGGAUACGGCCGGCCAGGAGAGAUACCACAGCCUGGCCCCGAUGUACUACCGGGGGGCACAAGCUGCCAUCGUGGUCUAUGAUAUCACCAACCAG